Molecule: messenger RNA, 530 nt
Organism: Cylicostephanus goldi
Lineage: Eukaryota; Metazoa; Nematoda; Chromadorea; Rhabditida; Strongylidae
Source: the annotation of a GenBank genome assembly
AUGGUGUUCGAGGUUCUUGGCUGUAACCUCCUCAAACUAAUAAUCAGAUCAAACUAUCAAGGUUUGCCUCUCGAACAAGUGCGGAAAAUCACUAAGCAGGUACUCGAAGGUCUCAGAUAUAUGCAUGAAAAAAGCAAAAUCAUCCAUACUGACAUUAAACCGGAAAAUGUAUUAGUUACAAUGAGUCACGAAGAAGUGAAGCUCAUGGCGCAACACGCGGUCGUUGCUACGAAAAUGAAUCUGAAAUUAAGCGGGUCAGCAGUAAGCACAGCACCCAGCCAUGUGCAAAAGAAGGUCCAAGAAAAUAUGACCAAAAACAAGAAGAAGAAGCUCAAAAAGAAGGCGAAGAAGCAGCGUGAACUACUUGAGUCUCAGCUUGCUCAAAUGGAAGGCCUCACCGUCGAUCCUACCGCCAUACAAGAAGUUUUGAACAGUGCCCCGGUGAGCUUUUUUAAAUUGUUAUUUUUUCACUAUCCGGAAAUGUCGGUUUAUCACAAGGAUAGAAUUCUGAGCCUGCGGAGUUGCUAGAA